ACUUAUAGAAUUGUAUAAAUAGCUGACCAGUUCUAGCUAAAGAUAAUCAGUUGUUUUCUGAAACCCUCAGAGAUCGUAUCAAAUUCUCAGAAAAUAUGAAGAGCUUCCUUUUUAUUUUAUUCGCUAUUUUGGCUGUUUUCGCUUUUGCUCAAGCCGAUGAAUGCAAAAUUGAUGGUCAUGUUGUGAAAGUAGGAGAAACUUACUCUUUGCCCGGCAAAUGUUCUGAAAUUCAAUGUAAUGGACCCGAAUCUUUCAGUGCCAAAACUUGCCCCCCGGAACAAAGCUUGAAAAACUGCAAAUUAACACCUCAAGACAAUUCCAAACCUUUUCCCGAAUGUUGUCCCCGUUAUGAAUGUUAAACAUUAAAUCUAUAUUAAAAUGUUCGCCAAUAUAAACAAUGUAAAAUAAAGAACAGUUAUAUAAUUUAAACAUUU
Messenger RNA from Lucilia cuprina (Australian sheep blowfly), 434 nucleotides. Its product is annotated as la1-like protein 15. The coding region runs from base 96 to 359 and encodes 87 amino acids. The transcript is spliced from 3 exons. The record is from RefSeq and is a predicted model, not a curated record. Lineage: Eukaryota; Metazoa; Arthropoda; Insecta; Diptera; Calliphoridae.